AUGCGGGUGGUCGAAUACCCUCCCGAACUCCAGAGCCAGCGUCUGCUCCGCAAGGGCAAAGGUACCUUUGCCGUCGGCUGUGGUCCCUUGCCCGACGAUACCGACUGGACUGAGAUCCCCUAUGCAGUCCUCAAGGAGGAGUGUGCCAUCCGUGAAAUGCCAACUGGCGGAAAAGCUGAAGCGCUUGCAGAAGCUCUCACCAACUACAAGGCGCCCGAGAGCCGUCCUCCAGCAGAGGAUGUGAGCCGAGUGGUUGGAAAGGGUAAGAGUGCCGACGGAGAGAAGCGCAAGAAGAAAUGGCUGGAUGGUCCCGAUCAUACCUAUCACAAGAAGCUGGAAGCCAUCAAGAAUGAUGCUAUCUGCCUGAUGAGCCUAAGAGAGAAUGGCGCAGAACACAAGUUUGGCGGACCAUCCAUCGAGUUCUGUAUGGCGAACAACAGGGCCGAUAAUGCUCAGUAUCGAGUUAGCAUUUGCAAGAUGCCAACUUGUGACUGUCCUUCCAAAAAUUUUCGAGCCCAAGAGCAUUGCAAGCACAUCUAUGGUAGGGUUCCAUGUUUAACAGCGUUUGUCUAUCUAUUGAUCGUUGCAGCUGUCCUCGCCAACAUACUCAAGGUUCCAGAGCCCUUGUUAUGGCAGAACGCCUUUCUCUCAGAUGAACUUGAGCAGUUCUUCAAGCCCAUCUUGCAAGCAUCCAAUGACGGAGCAGUCUCGGACGGUAGUGUCGGUCUCUUGGCCAAUGGCAACUGUCCCAUUUGCUUCCAGGAAACGACGGAUGUUGCCAAGCCUACUGUGGAAUGCUCUGAUUGCCACAUCAAGAUCCACAAGAGAUGCUUCAACAUUUUGGCCAUGAACACAACUGGCUAUGGCCUCAAAUGUGUCGCAUGCUUGAGCAAGUGGACGGAACCAGGUCAAUGGGGUGCUGAAGGGGUCGAGGCAGACGAUCGUGCGAUUGCAGAAGCAAAGGAGGCGGCCAAAGCUUUGAAGGCGGCUGAAAAGGCAGCCGAGAAGGCCGCCGAGAAAGAGGCAAAGGCAAGGAAAAAGCGCAACCGUGUCGAGUGA
Molecule: messenger RNA, 1059 nt
Organism: Pestalotiopsis fici W106-1
Lineage: Eukaryota; Fungi; Ascomycota; Sordariomycetes; Amphisphaeriales; Sporocadaceae
Exons: 6
Coding region: 1-1059 (352 amino acids)
Molecular function (GO): ubiquitin protein ligase activity; zinc ion binding
Source: RefSeq, a predicted model, not a curated record